GUUUUUUUUGGGGUCAUUUGUUUUCUCGAGAUGGUACAAAAGCCCGAAUGGGAUUCGAAAAUCCUACCUAAGUGUUUUUGCCUCCCCUUCUUUCCGGUCAUUUUGUCGAGAUGGAGAUGGACGAGGUUCGAAUCCUGUCCGUUCGGCUGCCCUUUUUUGGGUCGGUGAAAUGGGCCUUGUGACUCAAUACUCCACCGUACAGAUUUCUACACUUCGGAGAAUGCGCUAGCCAGAAACGGUCAAGAACAUAAUUAUUUCCGCACACACAAACCGAAACCAAACUGCGAUUCUGUCUAAUCUCGAAACUUUUCCCCUUCCUUUCGCAGCGAGAUAUAUCAAUCUUCAUCUUCUUCUUCUUCAACAACACCUCAAGAAAGAUAGACUACCUUUCGCACUCGCCAUGCCUCCAAAACUCGAUCCCAAUGAGGUGAAGAUCAUUCACCUCCGUGCCACCGGUGGUGAGGUCGGAUCCUCUGCAACCCUAGCUCCCAAGAUUGGUCCUCUCGGUCUGUCCCCGAAGAAGGUCGGUGAAGAUAUCGCAAAGGCUACUGGUGACUGGAAAGGUCUCCGUGUCACAAUCAAGUUGACCAUCCAAAACCGACAAGCCGCCGUCUCGGUCGUCCCCUCUGCCUCUUCUCUCGUCAUCAGAGCCCUGAAGGAACCCCCCCGUGACCGAAAGAAGGAGAAGAACAUCAAGCACAGCAAGUCGAUCCCUCUCGAAGAGAUCUUCGACAUUGCGCGGACCAUGCGUGGUGCCAACAAGUCCCUGGCCCGUGAGCUCAAGGGAACCAUCUUGGAGAUUCUGGGAACCGCAUUCAGCGUCGGAUGCCAGGUCGACGGCCGAUCACCAAAGGAGAUUAGUGAUGAGAUCAAGGAGGGCAACAUUGAGGUUCCUGAAGAGUAAAUUUCUCAAAACUACUUUGGAGAGACGAGGGAAAAAACCCUGGCCCAGCCCGUGAUGAUACCCAUGAAUUGAUCAUGUCCUUUUUUUUGAGACACGUGAAGAUUCAAAAGAACGAAGAAAAAAUUUAAUGAAUCCGAGUUCACCAUCACGAAUUUUCCUCUUUCUUUUCCUG
Exophiala oligosperma is the source of this 1076-nucleotide messenger RNA. RefSeq names its product 60S ribosomal protein L12. Gene Ontology annotation, molecular function: large ribosomal subunit rRNA binding; structural constituent of ribosome. NCBI's taxonomy places the organism in Eukaryota, Fungi, Ascomycota, Eurotiomycetes, Chaetothyriales, Herpotrichiellaceae. Gene Ontology annotation, biological process: translation. The transcript has 5 exons. Gene Ontology annotation, cellular component: ribosome; cytosolic large ribosomal subunit. The record is from RefSeq and is a predicted model, not a curated record. Bases 401 to 904 code for a protein of 167 amino acids.